GGCUCCUGGAAAGUUGUCUUCACUUCCGGGCCGCGGUCUAGGGCGGCUACGUGUGUUGCCAUAGCGACUAUUUUGCGUUAACUGGUUGGUAGCUUCUAUCCUAGGGGCUGAGCGACUGCGGGCCAGCUCUUCCCUUAUUCCUUCUCGGCUCCUUGUGGCCCAAAGGCCUAACCGGGGUCCGGCGGUCUGGCCUAGGAAUCUUCCCCGUUGCCCCUUUGGGGCGGGAUGGCUGCGGAAGAAGAGGACGAGGUGGAGUGGGUGGUGGAGAGCAUCGCGGGGUUCCUGCGAGGCCCAGACUGGUCCAUCCCCAUCUUGGACUUUGUGGAACAGAAAUGUGAAGUUUUUGAUGAUGAAGAAGAAAGCAAAUUGACCUAUACAGAGAUUCAUCAGGAAUACAAAGAACUAGUUGAAAAGCUGUUAGAAGGUUACCUCAAAGAAAUUGGAAUUAAUGAAGAUCAAUUUCAAGAAGCAUGCACUUCUCCUCUUGCAAAGACCCAUACAUCACAGGCCAUUUUGCAACCUGUGUUGGCAGCAGAAGAUUUUACUAUCUUUAAAGCAAUGAUGGUCCAGAAAAACAUUGAAAUGCAGCUGCAAGCCAUUCGAAUAAUUCAAGAGAGAAAUGGUGUAUUACCUGACUGCUUAACCGAUGGCUCUGAUGUGGUCAGUGACCUUGAACAGGAAGAGAUGAAAAUCCUGAGGGAAGUUCUUAGAAAAUCAAAAGAGGAAUAUGACCAGGAAGAAGAAAGGAAGAGGAAAAAACAGUUAUCAGAGGCUAAAACAGAAGAGCCCACAGUGCAUUCCAGUGAAGCUGCAAUAAUGAAUAAUUCCCAAGGGGAUGGUGAACAUUUUGCACACCCACCCUCAGAAGUUAAAGUGCAUUUUGCUAAUCAGUCAAUAGAACCUUUGGGAAGAAAAGUGGAAAAAUCUGAAACUUCCUCCCUCCCACAAAAAGGCCUGAAGAUUCCUGGCUUAGAGCACGCGAGCAUUGAAGGACCAAUAGCAAAUUUAUCAGUACUUGGAACAGAAGAACUUCGCCAACGAGAACACUAUCUCAAGCAGAAGAGAGAUAAGUUGAUGUCCAUGAGAAAGGAUAUGACGACUAAACAGAUACAAAAUAUGGAGCAGAAAGGAAAACCCACUGGGGAGGUGGAGGAAAUGACAGAGAAACCAGAAAUGACAGCAGAGGAGAAGCAAACAUUACUAAAGAGGAGAUUGCUUGCAGAGAAACUCAAAGAAGAAGUUAUUAAUAAGUAAUAAUUAAGAACAAUUUAACAAAAUGGAAGUUCAAAUUGUCUUAAAAAUAAAUUAUUUAGUCCUUA
Messenger RNA from Pongo pygmaeus (Bornean orangutan), 1319 nucleotides. RefSeq names its product cilia and flagella associated protein 36 (gene CFAP36). Lineage: Eukaryota; Metazoa; Chordata; Mammalia; Primates; Hominidae. The record is from RefSeq and is a predicted model, not a curated record. The transcript has 10 exons. Gene Ontology annotation, cellular component: ciliary base; axoneme. Bases 226 to 1254 code for a protein of 342 amino acids.